Messenger RNA from Brachypodium distachyon (stiff brome), 1814 nucleotides. RefSeq names its product E3 ubiquitin-protein ligase makorin. Gene Ontology annotation, molecular function: metal ion binding; ubiquitin protein ligase activity. Lineage: Eukaryota; Viridiplantae; Streptophyta; Magnoliopsida; Poales; Poaceae. The transcript has 7 exons. Gene Ontology annotation, biological process: protein polyubiquitination. Bases 223 to 1314 code for a protein of 363 amino acids. The record is from RefSeq and is a predicted model, not a curated record.
CAUUCCCCGCAGGGCCACGGCGGCACCACCACCCAAAGCAAAGGGGAGCCUAGCUGCGGAAGCGCGAAGGAGACGAAAGGGAGCGAAGGGAAGCGAAAGGACGGCACGGACCGAACCAUAGGAGCAAGGCGGAGAGGGCGCAGGCUCCUCCCCUUCGGCCUCGUACCGUCGAGGUCGCACGGCUCGGCUCUGUUCCGUCGGGUCUGAUCCGGCUAGGCGGCCAUGUCGAACAGGUCUGCUUGCAAGUUCUUUGUGCAUGGUGCUUGCUUUAAAGGAGAUUACUGCCAAUUCUCCCAUGACUGGAAUGAUCAAUCAAAUAAUGUUUGUGCAUUUUACCAGAAUGGUGUUUGCUCCUAUGGUAGCCAUUGCAGAUAUGAACAUGUUGAAGUUUCUUAUGAACACCCACCACCAACUGCAGCAGUUGCAGCAUCCAACUCUUAUCAGAUUCUCAGUUCUUCCGGAUGUCGUAUUUGCGAGGAGGACAGAAUUGUUGUGAGUAACCAAAUACAACAGACAUGCAAAUCUGCAUCAGCGCUCUCUGCACAUCAACCUGAUCGGAGAGAGGAUAACAACAGCGUGCCACCAAGACGAACUACGCAGGAUCAAGCAUCCCUCCCACCUGCUCAUUUGCCAAUGUGCUCUUCUGCUGCAGCUGGAACAUGUCCUUAUGGGGAAGAGUGCCCUCAAAUGCAUGGGAAUCUAUGCACAACCUGUGGAAAACAGUGCUUGCAUCCCUACCGUCCUAGUGAAAGUGGGGUUCAUAUCAAGCUCUGCAAGAGAAACAACAAAUGGCUGGAGACCUUGAAAAAAAGUGAAGAGAUAGAAUGUAGUGUGUGUUUGGACUGUGUGCUUUCAAAGUCAACAGCAGCAGAAAAGAGGUUUGGACUUCUACCUGAAUGUGACCAUGCCUUCUGUAUCACAUGCAUCAGGAAGUGGCGCAGCAGCUCUCUUACAUCUUCUAUGGAUAUCGACUCUACAGUCAAGGCUUGUCCAAUAUGCCGCAAGGUCUCAUACUAUGUCAUUCCUAGUUCUACAUGGUACUCCUCGAAAGAGGAAAAACAGGAAAUAAUUGAUGGUUACAAGGCCAAGCUCAAGUCUAUUGAUUGUAAGUACUUCGACUUUGGAAGGGACACUUGCCCCUUUGGUGGCCGUUGUUUUUACAAGCAUGCCUACAGCGAUGGGCGUUUGGAAGAGGUGGUACCAGUGGCACCGGCACUACCGCCACCCCGGCUUCAUUUUCAUGCUGACGAUGGAAGUAGAGAGCACGUAAGAAAUAUCGGAUUUGCAUACUUGCUCAGUCGGUUACAUCUGUAGGGAAGGCAUCAAUCCAUAUAUCUUAAAUUAAGAAGGAAGCAGUUCAAAAGAGGUACUUUGGAAAGCAUAAUUCCCCGCAGUUGAUACCUGUUACCAAUUUGUAAUGCAUAGGUAAUCCUCAGCUGCUAAAGCAGCGUGCCCUUGGAGUUUGAACUGGUCCUCCCUUGUGCACAACUUCUUGUGCAUUAACUUUAGUUUACUGCCUGAAAUCUCCAACAAGCUCCAAGGGCACUUGAAACCUGAUGAGUGAUGACAAAAAAAGAUGAUAUCGUUCACAAAGAUCAGCCCGGGUUCUUUGCCAUCAGCAACCAUGCCUAUGUAUGAAAGGCACAGGUACUCCUGCCGAACAACAGAACAUUAUCUGUUACCUUGCCUGUGUAUGAAAGGCACUGUAUAUACUGGUAUUCGCAUGUCUUUUCAUUUCUCGACCCUGUUCAUCCAUUCAGUAAAUAAUUUGUUCGAGCUAAAGAGGUAACGCAGAUUCUUUGACAUUUUGCAAA